This is a messenger RNA of Etheostoma cragini (Arkansas darter), 6710 nucleotides long. Its product is annotated as dedicator of cytokinesis protein 9. The coding region runs from base 171 to 6365 and encodes 2064 amino acids. The transcript has 53 exons. Gene Ontology annotation, biological process: positive regulation of GTPase activity; small GTPase-mediated signal transduction. Gene Ontology annotation, molecular function: guanyl-nucleotide exchange factor activity. Lineage: Eukaryota; Metazoa; Chordata; Actinopteri; Perciformes; Percidae. The record is from RefSeq and is a predicted model, not a curated record.
UUCUCACAGACAGAGGAAUCUGAGAAGUAGGAGUGUAAGCAUGAGUCUGUGAAGAGAAACACAAAACUUCCCAAACUUUUUCCAGUACUAGGAUUUUUCUCAACCGGAUAUGCUAGCUGUCCACCGCUCUUUGGAUCUAGCUCGGAAAUAUCUUACCACAACUGUUGACAAUGCAAGGAAGGGCUAGUAAAGCUCCAAAGAAGGAGUUGGUCAUUGAAAGUCCACAGCAGUACAAGAGCUUGGCUGCAGCUGAGGCUGAGGUAGACCCGGUACCACAGGUGGUGGUAAAGCCAAAGGUGAUUGAGCCGCUGGACUAUGAAAAUGUGUUGGUGCAGAGGAAAACACAAAUCCUCAGUGAUGUCCUCAGAGACAUGCUGCAGUUCCCCCUGGAGGACUUUGAGAUUUCAACCUUGAGGCGGCAAGGGAGAACUCUCUACCCCACAGUACCUGGAAAUGCAGAGCGGGAGGCCCAGAGUCUGUUUGUCCAAGAGUGUGGAUAUUAUAUAAUGCGAGGAUUGAUGCUCUUGUGUCAUUGUUUUCUGCAGGAUACGGCCUCCCUGGGAUCCCAGAAAGGCGGUUUUUCCAAACAUGGCUGGCUCUAUAAAGGCAACAUGAACAGUGCUAUCAGCGUCACCAUGAGGUCAUUCAAGAGGAGGUAUUUCCAUCUGACUCAGCUCGGGGACGGCUCUUAUAAUUUGAAUUUCUACAAGGAUGAGAAGAUUUCCAAAGAGCCCAAAGGAACCAUCUUCUUGGACUCCUGUAUGGGUGUGGUUCAGAACAACAAGGUUCGACGGUUUGCUUUCGAGCUGAAGAUGCAGGAUAAGAGCACCUACCUGCUGGCUUCAGACAGUGAAGGAGAGAUGGAGGACUGGAUCAACACGCUCAACAAGAUAUUGCACAGCAGCUUUGAGAUUGCCAUGCAAGAGAAGAGGAAUGGAGACAUUCAUGAUGAUGAUGAUCUUGGAAAGUCAGACAGUUCCUCUGGCAGCAUGGACAGCUUUCAGAGUGCAAGAGAUGUAGAGUCUAGGAUGAGGAAUGAGACCAGAUUGAAGCUGUUCACCCUGGACCCUGACACACAGAAACUUGAUUUCUCAGGAAUAGAGCCAGAUGUGAAGCAGUUUGAAGAGAAGUUUGGUAAACGUGUUCUGGUGAACUGCAAUGACCUCUCGUUCAACCUGCAAAGCUGUGUGGCCGAGAACGAGGAGGGACCAACCACAAACGUGGAGCCAUUUUAUGUCACCCUGUCACUGUUUGACAUCCAGAACGGCAGGAAGAUCUCCUCUGACUUCCACGUGGACUUAAACCACCCAUCUGUAAGAGGCAUGGUGCCCAGUAACACUAGUCAGUAUGUGAACGGCGUAGGGGACACCCACCCUGAGGGGCAGCGGUUGGUCCAUGGGGUGCCAGAGGCAGCCAUGCAGUAUCCAAGACUGGGAGUUUUCUCGGUAACUUGCCCCCACCCAGAUAUCUUCCUGGUGGCUCGCAUAGAGAAGGUGCUCCAAGGGGGAAUCAACCACUGUGCCGAGCCGUAUAUGAAGAGUUCAGACUCCACAAAGGUGGCACAGAAGGUCCUGAAAAAUGCCAAGCUGGCAUGUUGCCGGUUAGGACAGUACAGGAUGCCUUUUGCCUGGGCAGCAAGGCCUUUGUUCAAAGAUGCUUCAGGGACGCUCGACAAAAGUGCUCGUUUCUCAGCCCUGUUCAGACAGGACAGCAACAAGCUAUCUAAUGAGGAUAUGCUUAAACUGCUGGCUGAUUUCAGAAAGCCAGAGAAGAUGGCCAAGCUGCCUGUGAUCCUAGGAAACCUUGAUGUUACCAUAGACAAUGUAGCUCCCAACUUAACAAAUUGUGUUACCUCAUCCUACAUUCCUGUGAAGCAGUUUGAUGUCAGCGACAAGACCAACAUCUUCUUUGAAGUGGAGGAGUUUGUGCCGUACAUAGCCAAAUGUUCUCAGCCUUUCACCAUCUACAACAAUCACCUCUACGUCUAUCCGAAGCACUUGAAGUACGACAGCCAAAAGUCAUUCGCAAAGGCUAGAAACAUAGCUGUCUGCAUUGACUUCAAGGACUCAGAUGAGGAAGAGGCUGUUUCACUCAAGUGCAUCUAUGGCAGACCUGGAGGACCCUUGCUUACCAAAAAUGCCUUUGCUGCAGUUUUACAUCACCAGCAAACCCCCGAAUUCUAUGAUGAGUUUAAGAUUGAGCUGCCAACCCAGCUCCACGAGAAACAUCAUCUGCUCUUUACCUUCCACCACAUCAGCUGUGACAGCAACAGCAAGGCCAGUACCAAAAAGAGAGAACUGGUUGAGACUCAAGUUGGUUACGCCUGGCUCCCCCUGCUGAAAGACGGCCGGGUGACCAUGAAUGAGAGUCAAAUCCCUGUGGCUGCCAACCUGCCUGCUGGAUACCUCAACUGUCAGGAGGGUGCCAGCAAGCAUGUGGGCCCUGAAGUCAAAUGGGUGGAUGGAGGCAAGCCUGUGUUUAAGGUUUCCACUCACCUUGUGUCCACUGUCUACACUCAGGAUCAACAUUUGCACAAUUUCUUUCAUCACUGUCAGAGCACUGCACCUGAAACCCAGGUGUCAGGUGGAGAACUGGUCAAAUACCUAAAGAGUCUGCAUGCCAUGGAGAGCCAUGUUAUGAUAAAGUUCCUGCCUACAACCCUGAAUCAGCUGUUCAGGGUGCUAACCAGUGCCACCCAAGAGGACGUGGCAGUCAACGUCACCAGAGUGAUGAUUCACAUUGUUGCCCAGUGCCACGAGGAGGGAUUAGAGCACUACCUGAGAUCGUAUGUGAAGUUUGUAUUCAAGACUGAGCCUCACACGUCCUCAACCAACCGAUCGGUGCACGAGGAGUUGGCUAAAGCCAUGACUGCUAUCUUGAAGCCUUCCACUGACUUUCUCACGUGUAACAAACUCCUCAAGUACUCCUGGUAUUUCUUUGAAGCCUUAGUCAAGUCCAUGGCUCAGUACUUGAUUGAGAGCUGUAAAGUGAAGCUGUCCAGGAAUCAGCGCUUCUCCGCAUCCUUCCAUCACACUGUGGAGACUCUGGUCAACAUGAUGAUGCCACACAUCACUCAGAAAUACAAAGACAACCUGGAUGCCGCCAGGAACGCCAACCACAGUCUUGCAGUCUUCAUCAAGCGCUGUUUCAACCUGAUGGACAGAGGCUUUAUUUUCAAGCAGAUCAACAACUAUAUUAACUGUUUUAUGCCUGGAGACCCAAAGACGCUGUUCGAGUUCAGGUUUGAGUUCCUGCGCGUUGUGUGCAGCCACGAGCAUUAUGUCCCUUUAAACCUGCCCAUGCCAUUUGGAAAAGGAAGGAUAUUAAGAUUUCAAGACCUCCAGAUGGAUUACUCGCUGACAGAUGACUUCUGCAAGAACCACUUCCUGGUCGGGCUGCUGCUCAGGGAGGUCAGUGUAGGUCUGCAGGAGUUCAGGGAGAUUCGUCUGAUAGCCAUCCAUGUGCUGAAAAAUCUGAUGAUAAAGCACACAUUUGAUGACCGCUACAGCUCCAAAAGCCAGCAGGCCAGGUUGGCCACCCUGUACUUUCCCUUGUUUGGUCUGCUCCAAGAGAAUGUCAACAGACUGAAUGUGAAGGAAGUCUCCCCAUUCACCGUCAACCACUCCAACAAUAAUGGAAGAGAAGAUUCACUUCUUGCCAACACUUUGACAACACCUCCCAGAUCCAGCACCUUUCUGGACACCAGUUUGCACAAAGAUGUUUUUGGAGUCAUCUCUGGCACCUCUUCACCUCACGCGUCGUCAACACCCAACAUUAACUCUGUGCGCCACGCAGAAUCUCGCGGCUCACUCAUCAGCACUGAUUCUGGCAACAGCCUGCCUGAGAAGAUCAAUGACAAGGCCAACUCUCUCGACAAGAACCAGGCUGCUUCGACAAUGGGAAGUACCCUGCUGCGAUGUGAUAAAUUGGACCAGGCAGAAAUCAAGAGCCUACUCAUGUGCUUCUUACACAUGCUCAAAACCAUGUCUGAGGAUGCUUUGUUCACAUACUGGAACAAGGCUUCAUCUGCUGAGUUAAUGGACUUCUUCACUCUAGUCGAAGUGUGCCUCCAUCAGUUCAGAUACAUGGGAAAGAGAUACAUCGCAAGGAACCAGGAUGGGGCAGGACCUGUAGCACAUGAGCGGAAGUCACAGACUCUGCCUGUGUCCCGUAACAGGGCGGGAAUGAUGCAUGCCCGCUUACAUCAGCUCAACAGCCUGGAUAACUCAUACACUUUUAACCACACCUACAGUCACUCGGAUGCAGACGUGUUAAAUCAGUCACUGCUGGAGGCUAACAUCGCUACGGAAGUGUGCAUGACCGUCCUGGACACGCUAAGCAUCUUCAUCAUGGGAUUCAAGACCCAGCUGUGCUCUGACCAUGGCCACAGUCCACUAAUGAAGAAGGUGUUUGAAGUCCACCUCUGUUUCCUGCGGAUCAAUCAGUCAGAGACGGCCCUAAAGCAGGUCUUCACUUCACUGCGCACCUUCAUCUACAAGUUUCCCUGCACAUUUUUUGAAGGACGUGCUGACAUGUGUGCUGCCUUCUGUUAUGAGAUCUUGAAGUGUUGUAACUCCAAGCUGAGCUCCAUUCGCAGCGAUGCCGCCCAUUUGCUCUACUUCCUCAUGAAGAGCAACUUUGACUACACAGGUCGCAAGUCUUUUGUCAGGACGCACUUACAGGUGGUGAUUGCUGUCAGUCAGUUGAUAGCUGAUGUGAUUGGUAUUGGAAGUACCCGCUUUCAGCAGUCUCUGUCAAUAAUCAACAACUGUGCCAACAGUGACAAAACUAUUAAGAACACAGCUUUCCCAUCAGAUGUGAAGGACCUGACCAAACGCAUAAGAACAGUUCUGAUGGCCACGGCUCAGAUGAAGGAGCACGAGAGAGAUCCAGAGAUGCUGGUGGACCUGCAGUACAGCCUCGCCAAGUCUUACGCCAGCACGCCAGAACUACGCAAGACCUGGCUGGACAGCAUGGCCCGGAUCCAUGUGAAGAACGCAGACCUGUCAGAGGCGGCCAUGUGCUAUGUGCAUGUUGCAGCGCUUGUGGCAGAAUACCUGCGGAGAAAAGGCAUGUUCAAGCAGGGCUGCUCAGCGUUUCGUGUCGUGACUCCAAACAUUGAUGAAGAGGCCGCAAUGAUGGAGGACGUUGGCAUGCAGGACGUUCAUUUCAAUGAAGACGUCCUAAUGGAGCUUUUGGAGGAGUGUGCGGAUGGACUGUGGAAAGCUGAGCGUUACGAGCUCAUCUCUGACAUCUACAAGCUCAUCAUCCCCAUUUAUGAGAAGCGCAGAGACUUUGAGAAACUGGCCCACCUAUAUGACACCCUGCAUCGUGCAUACAGCAAAGUGACAGAGGUAAUGCACUCAGGCAAGAGACUGCUGGGCACCUACUUCAGAGUGGCCUUCUUUGGCCAGGCAGCGCAGUACCACUUUACUGACUCAGAGGCUGAGGGCUUCUUUGAAGAUGAAGAUGGUAAGGAGUACAUCUACAAAGAACCCAAAUUCACCCCACUGUCGGAGGUAUCUCAGAGGCUUCUGAAGCUGUACUCUGACAAGUUCGGACAGGAGAAUGUGAAGAUGAUCCAAGACUCUGGCAGGAUUAACCCCAAAGACCUGGAUUCUAAGUUUGCGUACAUCCAAGUGACACAUGUGACCCCUUACCUGGAGGAGAAGGAGCUGGUAGACAGGAAGACAGACUUCGAGAAGAGCCACAACAUCCGUCGUUUUGUGUUUGAGAUGCCUUUCACCAUAUCAGGCAAAAAGCAAGGCGGGGUGGAGGAGCAGUGCAAACGCAGGACUAUACUAACCACCACGCAUUGUUUCCCCUACGUAAAGAAACGUAUCGCAGUGAUGUAUCAGCACCACACUGAUCUGAGCCCCAUCGAGGUGGCCAUCGAUGAGAUGAGCAAGAAGGUGGCUGAGAUCAAACAGCUGUGCUCCUCCAGCGAGGUGGACAUGAUCCGUCUGCAGCUCAAACUGCAGGGCAGCAUCAGUGUCCAGGUAAACGCAGGACCACUUGCAUAUGCACGAGCUUUUUUGGACGAUGCAUGUGCCAAGAAGUAUCCUGAUAACAAGGUCAAACAGCUGAAAGAGGUCUUUAGGCAUUUUGUUGAGGCAUGUGGCCACGGAUUAAGUAUUAACGAGCGUCUGAUCAAAGAGGACCAACAGGAGUAUCACGAUGAGAUGAAAGCCAACUAUAGAGACCUAGCUAGGGAGCUGUCCAUCAUCAUGCAUGAGCAAAUCAGUCCUGUGGAAGAUGGUAUGAAGAGCGUUCUUCCAGACUCGCUUCACAUCUUUAACGCCAUCAGCGGCACGCCAACCAGCGCCACCAUCCACGGCAUCCCCAGCUCUUCCUCUGUGGUAUGAUGCUUGCCUGGGUUAGCCUUGAACCCUGUGGCCUCUAUACUCGCCAAUCAGGCAUGCCGGUGAAGCAACAUUGUCUCUUUUGAACCUGAUCCUUCUUUUCUUUAGUCAGUUUAACAGGAAACUGACAUAAGCACAGACAACUCUGACCCCCUCUCACCUCUCUCAGUGAACCAUGACCAAGGCACUGGACCUAUUUAACGUAUACACACGGCAUGGUAACUUCUGUUGGAUGUCUGUGACAGUACUGACGGGGAGCCUAAUACCAGAGAGGGGAUCAUGUAGGAGAGAUGACAGAUUUUACAACCUGCUUCAUGGCCACACAUAAUGUGUCACUUGUUUUUACCU